GCCCAGAGGGUUUGAGGGGGAGGAAGUUUCUGAGAAAUGAGGAAAUUUCUUCCCCAGCUGGGAAGGAUUUUAGGAUGGAGAGGUCGGGCCUAAAGUCCUCCUCCCAGCCCCGCCCUGCAAGGGGAACUCCAGCUGGGGGAAGAGGAGGCCCAGGGCAGCCCUGACCCGCGGGGUCCCCUCUCACCAGGGCCGGAGCCGGCGCAGGAAGAGGAGGUGAGCUGGAGGCCCCGGCUCGGCCAGCCCCGAGGAAUACUGGGAAAGGGCUCCUGGUGAGGCUUGGGGAAUGGGACACUGGAGUCGGUGCCCGAGGGGCGGCAGCUGGUAGGUGAAUUUGGGGGAGACGGGGGGACUCCCUAAGGUGCCCAGAAGCCGGGUGCCUGGGCCCCCAAAAGAAACAGAGCCUUGGAGGGGGGAGGGCUUCAGAAGCAGCCUGGGCCCGGCGAGGAACACCUGCCUCCCCAGGAGGGCUCUUUGCUUGAGGCCCCGCCCCCUCCUCAGACCCAAGUCCGGAGGCUUUCCCUGGUUAGGACGUUUUCCUGCCUGGAUUCCACCAAUUUCAAGAUUUGGGGUGUGGGGACCCCAUCUGUGGAGAAGGGGCCGUAGAAAGCAAGCCGGCUUCCCCCCGGCUCUGGGCAGCCUUGAAGCCGGCCACCUGGGCCCCCUCUCCUCUAGCCAGAAGCACGUGGGGCUCCCCGAAGUCCAGGCUUUCGCCAGGGACCCCAGGAGGGGCCGGGGAGGCUGCGAGUCCCUUGGGUUUCUCCACCCUCCUGAGUAUCCCCGGACUUUGUCCCGGCCCCACCCAGUGGCUGAGGGCUGGGAGCCGUCCCUGGGUCGCCACACUUAGAAGGGAAUCGGCACCACGUGGGGACCAGACAGGGCGGCCUCCCGGUGAUGUGGGGCUACCUGGCCCUGCUCCCCCUCUGCCUGGCGCUGUGGGCUACGGUUGGGGUCUGGACAAUCUUCGCUCUGGCCGUGUCCAACAAGACGGUGAAUCUCACGGAAGGCUUUCCUUACAUCAGCCUCUGUGGAUCGUUCCCGCCUCAGAGCUGCAUCUUCAGCCAGCUUCUGAACGUCGGGGCUGCCAUGGUGGCCUGGAUCUGCGUCCUGCGCUACGUCCAGUUCCGGGAAUGGGGCAUCCCUAAGUUUCCCAACCGGCUGUGUCUGGGCUCGGGCUUCCUCUGUGCCUUGGGGGCCUCCAUCGUGGGCAACUUCCAGCAAACCAACGAGCUCUCCACGCAUCUCUUUGGGUCCUUCCUGGCCUUCGUGGUGGGCGUGGCCUACUUCUGGACCCAGGUGGUGCUGCUGCGCCUGGCCAAGCCUCGGGCCCAGCCCGGAGCCCCCUGGAUCGAGCCCCUGCGCCUGCUGCUCUGCGGGCUCUGCACGGCCCUCAUGGUGGCCAUGAUCGUGCUGCACUUCUGGCCCCGGCGCUCCGAGGCGGCCGUGUGCGAGUGGUCCACGGCCAUGCUGCUCUUCGUCCUCUUCGGCCUCCUGGCCGUGGACUUUUCCGACACGACCGGCUUCGCCAUCAGCCUGCAGAGCAGGCCCCGCUCCUGCCCCUCGGGGGCCGCCCACGCGCCUUCCCUCUAGCCUCCCGCCCUGCGCGGUCCCCUCGCCGCCGGUCCCGAGGCGGCCGACGAGCUCCCCCUUCGACUCCGGCCCUGCCCUGGGCCUCGGCUCGCUGACCUCCGACCCGAGACCACGAGGGAAGCCGAACGGCGGCUCUCGUCUCCCGGGCGAGCUCGGGACCCCCGGCCCGUCUGCCGGGGCCACCGGAGACCGGACCUCGUUCUGCCCCCCAACCCCAAACUCUCUGGCUCUCGGCGCGGACCUCGGGGGGC
Antechinus flavipes (yellow-footed antechinus) is the source of this 1838-nucleotide messenger RNA. It is a transcript of the gene TMEM150B, whose product is annotated as transmembrane protein 150B. The coding region runs from base 892 to 1587 and encodes 231 amino acids. The transcript is spliced from 7 exons. The record is from RefSeq and is a predicted model, not a curated record. Lineage: Eukaryota; Metazoa; Chordata; Mammalia; Dasyuromorphia; Dasyuridae.